Molecule: messenger RNA, 630 nt
Organism: Didymosphaeria variabile
Lineage: Eukaryota; Fungi; Ascomycota; Dothideomycetes; Pleosporales; Didymosphaeriaceae
Exons: 6
Coding region: 1-630 (209 amino acids)
Source: RefSeq, a predicted model, not a curated record
AUGCCUAAAAUCAUACUAUACGACUUCCCUAGUAGAGAGCCGUGUGCGGCAUGGCUUCCAAGUGCGUGGAAAGUUCGAAUGGCUCUCAAUUACAAGGGUCUCGACUAUGAAACGCAAUGGGUGGAGUACCCGGAUGUGGCACCAAUGGCCAAAUCAUUAGACUAUCUGGACGAGCAUUACGGUCCGCCAGAACAUCCUUCUUUGCACCUUGAUAGCCCAAUGUUGCCUCGUGUUAUGGAACAGAUGCCUGGAAUCAUGCAGCGCUGGGCAUCGUCUGUUCUGUAUCCAUUAGUUCCUCGAAACCUCCUCAACCCAAAAAGUGCCGAGUACUACGAACGUACGCGCAAGGAGUUUUUCGGCAUGUCUUUGGAGGAGUUCGGACGCCAGAAGUCCGGCGAGGCUUGGGCUUCGCUAGACGCUACUUGGGGUGGAAUGGCUGCUUUACUCAAAGAGACGCCAGGGCCGUACUUUUUGGGUGACAUCACAUCUUACGCCGACUUUCAACUCGUCGCAAUAUUGCAUUGGGCGAAGCGGGCCGACGAGAACGUUUUCGACCGUCUCGUGGCUUUCGAGCCGGCUUUCAGGGCCAUCUACGACGGAUAUGCGCCCUAUUUGAAGCGGGAAACAUAG